UCGUUUAUGGAGAUAAAUGCGUUUCUUUUCUCAAAAUCGGCAAUAAUGGAGAAAAUUGCUGCCGGUUCAAUUUGCUUGAUGAGAGCCUGAAUCGAGAAGUAUGUGACGUAACAUAAGGACAGGAAGUUUUUCUGAAGUGUGAUUUUUGCUAUAAUUUCUACUUUACCUACUACGGCUCUGCAUCAAAAUGCCUGAUAGAUGUGCAGUUUUCGGCUGUUCAAACCGAGCAAAUUCUGCGGAAGGAAUUUCUCUUCACCGUAUACCAUUUUACGGUGAUGAGCGUCCUGAAGCGAAGCGAAGACGUAAAAUCUGGGUGAAUUUUGUUGCAAGAAAACGCGCUCGAUGGACACCGACUAAGUAUUCGACUGUUUAUUAUGGUGAUGGCAAAGUAAUUUGGACAAAGUUCAAAUCUUUCCUGAGUCACAUAGUAGACAAGGACACCAAUUUGGAUGAUCCACUGUUUUCAAGUUGUUUUCAUGGCCCUGAUAUUCAAACAAGGGAAUAUUUGUUAGAAGGUUUGUGAAGGCAUUAUUUAAAGAUAACUUCCCUAACAGUUUAUCAUUAAUCUUUGUUGUAAUGUUUAAGGUUCAGUUGCUCACGAAAAGCUUUGUGCUAAAUUGUUAUACCCACAGCUGAUGAAGUCAAUUCAACAGGCUUCACCAGUUGCUCAAACAAGUUGUUUGGAAGGAUUCCAUUCUGUCCUGAAUCACUUUGAUCCAAAAAUGAUUCAUUAUUCCUAUGUUGGAAUGUAUUGCAGACACAUUUUGGCAUCCAUCCACUUCAACAACAACUUAAGGCGUGAUGUAAAGAUGAAGAAUGAUGGCACUUUCCAAAUAAAUGUGGUGUAUCCAAAGUUUAAAAAUGGUGAAGGAACUGUGAGGGAUGUCAGAGUUAAGCCCAAAUUUGAGUAUGUGGAAGAAUUAUUUGAGAGUGUGAUGCUGUCAAUAAAAGACAAAGACGCAUUAUCAAAUUCACAAAAUCUUUUGAAAGAAAUGUCCCCACCACCAAUGAAUGUCAUGCUGCAAAAGCAACCCAGAACCUUUUCUUUCCACGACUUCACAUGGCUUACCAUUAUACGGUGUUUGUUGUUUAUUAGCGGUCGUAUCUUUCUUUACUAACACCAUAUCACCUACUUUAAUCUCACUUGUCUUUACGUUCCUGUUAUUGUCUGCUUGUAAUUUCAUCUUCAAUUUUGCUUUUUCAUCCUGUACUCGAAUUCUUUCCUC
Xenia sp. Carnegie-2017 is the source of this 1226-nucleotide messenger RNA. RefSeq lists its product as uncharacterized. The record is from RefSeq and is a predicted model, not a curated record. Bases 636 to 1118 code for a protein of 160 amino acids. NCBI's taxonomy places the organism in Eukaryota, Metazoa, Cnidaria, Anthozoa, Malacalcyonacea, Xeniidae. The transcript has 3 exons.